AUGAAGGUCUCUUCCGUUCUUCUGGUAACUUGUCUACUGGGACUCUGCCAUUGCAGGAGGUCCAGAGUUCUCACUGAUAGACCAGUUAUUGAGGUUCUAGACGACUAUGCAGAAGAUGAAAUAGUGACCAGUGAUUUUGUAGAGGAGACAAGGAAGAAUAGAUCGAGUGGCCAAAGGCUGGUAUGGGAUCUUGCUAAUGGAGCUGUCUAUGAAGCAGAGUAUACACAGCCAUCAGCUCGUAGACAUACUAAUGAUAGAAGGGUAGCAGAUGUAGCAGUGGAUAAAUCUCCAGUUACUCAAUCAUCUAGACACACUACUAUUCUUGAUAUUGCCAAUCCUAAUAGAUUACUAUACAAAUCCUUCAACUAUUACUUUGGUACAAACGCAGUUCAACUCAUUGUUCCUAAUAAAGGCAUUUCUGUAUCAAAGCUCAUGUAUGAAAAUGGGACUGUCUGGACUCCAUCUACUGGAGAAACAUUUGACCAUACUAAAGUCUAUCUUAACAAGGAUAAGAAGCCUGAACUGGUCCUUGUAGUAACCACUUCCUCUGGCGCUUCUAAGGAGUACUAUCUUGAACUCAAGGAUAGUAAAUGGAAAUCUUGCACUAAUCAUGAAGAAAAGAUGAGGAGCUUGAGGGAUCCUGCAGAAUGGAUCUCAAACUUUGAACUUGACCUUGCAUUAGCCAAUAGUACUAAUGAAUGUAGCAUCUUUGAAACGGAGUUACUAGGAGUUACAACUAAGCAUUUUUUUCCUAAACCAGGGUACCUUGCCAAAGGAGUAAAGGAUGUGAGUGGCCUUUUAUGGAGUUCUUCAAAACCUAUUUAUACAGAAGGAACCAUCGGAAGGCAUAGUGGAUACUAUAACGACUAUUGCCUUUCUUGUAUCAUUCAUAAACAUGGGAGUGUAGAACUACUGGAGAUGGUUGUAGUGGAAACAUUAUCAGAAAGAAGCAAGUAUUUUGAGAAGGUUGAUGGAAAAUGGAAAGAGAUUACCGGGAAGGAUUUUAAUGGCAAGCUCGAUGAAAUGAGGAAUGGAGAAACUACUCAUAAACCCAGUGAAUCACAGUAG
Theileria equi strain WA is the source of this 1068-nucleotide messenger RNA. Its product is annotated as signal peptide-containing protein. The transcript has a single exon. Bases 1 to 1068 code for a protein of 355 amino acids. Lineage: Eukaryota; Apicomplexa; Aconoidasida; Piroplasmida; Theileriidae. The record is from RefSeq and is a predicted model, not a curated record.